AUCCCAUAAUCAAUGUUCUGACAAAAGAAGGCAUGCAUUCUAAACAUCUUCUUCACAACCCUGUCUAUCUAUGACUCCACUUCCAAAGAACUAUGCACCUGCACCCCUAGCUUUCUUCAAUUGGCAACACACCCCAGGCCUUACAGUUAACAGUAUAAUUCCUGCCCUGGUUUGCCUUAUCAAGAUACAACACCUCACAUGUUUUAAAAAAUUAAACUCAAUUUGCCACCCCUCGAUCCUGGAGUCUACUGACUUCUCUACAUCAGUUUCACUUCUUCUGACACCAGGGACUUUACCAUCAUUCACUGCUUAGGAACCCAGACACAAAGACAGCACUGACACAUGCAACUCAAACUAGGCUGUCAGUUUACAGGGGACAAAGUGUUUUGGACAUAGCCUUGGGACUUGACUUGGUUUCCAGUACAAUAUGAACUCUAAGCAACAUCACAAAAAAAAUGUCUGGUCUUCAGCAAUUUGGGAAUGGUGGGAACUUGCUCUUAACAAAAUGUUUGUGACAUUACAAGAGUCGCUUCAUUCUCAAAGCACUGAACUAGAGGAGAUGCUGCUUUCCAACAGCUUAAUUUGUGGUUGAUGAUGAUUUAUAAAUGUAAGUCUUUUCUUCUGACUUCAGGAAAGGUUCUGCUUCCUUUGAAUGGCAAUUAUAAACACAUUGAUGGAGAAAUAUCCCAGACCACAGUGACAUCGACCAAUAUGUCGUGUACAACAUUCUAACUGUAGGAUCCGGAGUGUUUCAGUGAAGAGGAAGACACCAGGCUGACAGAAGGAUUUCACUGUAUGACAGCAGAGAAUACAAAGAGGAUAGACCCUGGCCAUCACCCAAAGAAGAACUGCACAACUGUGGGAAGACAUCUCGUCCCUUCACAGCACUGCUGAACACGGACGCUUGCUCAGUGAAUUGUUCUUGCUCAGGAGAGUUGACAUAGCAACAGAUCUGAAAGUGAUCAGUACUGAGCCUUCCAUCAAAACCAAAGUUUGCCAAUGAGUGAUCAGUCAGAUUGAGCUGGGAAGAAGUAUGAGUGACUCCAAGUGUGGGAAGACUUCACACUUCAAUCAUUCAUUGAGCUUCAUGAAUCACUGAUUCUUUCCUACAGGUGAGAGGCAGUUCAUGUGUGUAAGCAAGUAAGCUGUCAACAAGGUGCACCUGUUGAAAAUCUGUUAAAACAAAAUGAGUUAGAUGAUAGAGAAACCGUUCAACAGUGCGUGAGUUUUUGUAAAGUCACCUACGUUCAUGAAUCAUUGAUACAUUCAUUCUUGGGAGAAAUGGUUCAAAUUUGUAGUGUAUAAACUUGAUUUCUGAAGGUCAUCAUAUCUGAUAAAUAACCAACACAUUCUCAUGGGAAAAAGAGCAUUCACAUGCGAUGUGUGUGACAAAUCAUUCUCAUCGUCAUCAACCCUCCUCAUGCACCAACACAUUCAUACAGGGGAGAAGCCAUUCGUAUGCAGUCAGUGUGGUAAAUCAUUCUCCCAGUCAUCAAAACUCCUUGACCACCAACGUGUCCACACGGGGGAGAAACCAUUCCAGUGUAAAGUGUGUGACAAAUCAUUCUCACAGUUACGAUACCUUCGCAUACACCAAUGUGUCCACACGGGAGUGAAACCCUUUCAUUGUGAAGUGUGCGACAAAUCCUUCUCACAGUCAGGAUACCUACGAGUACAUCAACGCAUCCACACAGGAGAGAAACCAUUUCGAUGCAUGGUGUGUGACAAAUCAUUCUCGCAGUCAGGAUACCUGCAUACACACCAACGUGUCCAUACAGGAGAGAAACCUUUCUAUUGUGAAGUGUGUGACAAAUCCUUCUCACAGGCAGGAUACCUCCGCAUACACAGACGUAUUCAUGCAGGAGAUAAAUUGUUUAAAUGUGACGUUUGUGACAAGUCAUUCCCCACUUCAUUAAGACUCCUAUUCCAUCAGAGGAUUCACACUGGGGAGAAACCAUUCAAAUGUGACCUAUGUGACAAGUCAUUCUCACAGUCAGGAAAUCUCCAAUUACAUCGACGUGUUCACACAGGGGAGAAACCAUUCAACUGUGAAGUAUGUGACAAGUCUUUCUCACAUUCAGGAUCCCUGACCCUACACCAGCGUGUACACACAGGGGAGAAACCAUUCAGCUGUGAACUGUGUGACAAAUCUUUCUCCUGGUCAGGAUCCCUCCGCAUACACCGACGUAUGCACACAGGAGAGAAACCCUUUAAGUGUGAAGUGUGUGACAAAUCAUUUGCGCGAGCAGUAUUCCUCCGUACACACCAACGUGUGCACACAGGAGAGAAACCCUUCCAUUGUGAGGUGUGUGACAAAUCAUUCACACAGGCAGGAUACCUGCACAUACACCAACGUAUUCACACAGGAGAGAAAUUGUUUAAGUGUGAGGUGUGUGACAAAUCAUUCCCCACGUCAUCAGGACUCCUGUUCCAUCAGAGGAUUCAUACUGGAGAAAAACCGUUCCGAUGUGAAGUGUGUGACAAAUCAUUCUCAUCAUCAUCAAACCUCCGCAUUCAUGAACGCGUCCACACAGGAGAGAAACCUUUCCAGUGUGAGGUGUGUGACAAAUCAUUCACACAGGCAGGAUACCUCCGUACACACCAACGUAUUCACACAGGAGAGAAGUUGUUUAAGUGUGAGGUGUGUGACAAAUCAUUCCCCACUUCACAAAGACUCCUGAUCCAUCAGAGGGUUCACACAGGAGAAAAACCAUUCAGGUGUGAGGUGUGUGACAAAUCGUUCACACAGUCAGGGAACCUUCGCACACACCAACGAGUACACACAGGAGAGAACUUGUUGAAGUGUUAGUUGCAUGACAAAUCAUUCCCUAACUCUUGGAGACUGUUGCUCCAUCAGAGAAUUCAUACUUAAGAGAAACUAUUCAUUUAUUAGUUGUGUCACAACUCAUUCUUGAAGUCAUUGAGUCUAUACAGACAUCAAUUUAUUCACAUAGGGAAGAUCAUUCAUGUAUGAUAUGUGUAUCAAAUCAUUUUUGAAUUUAUCAACUCUUCACAGCCAUCAAAGCAUUCACACGGAGGUUAAAUUCUCAAAUUAUUGGAGCUUCUUGCUUUAUCAGAGGGUCCACACAGGGGAGUAAUGUAUUUGUGAUGAACCUUUCGUGAUGUCUUCAAAUAUCUGGGAGUCCACAGGAUUCAAACUUCGGAGAAAUUAUUGAGUCCAAUGUUUGUGACUGUCUUUGUAUAGUCUGUGUAUCUCCUGGUCCAUCAACACACUCAUAGGGAGGUAACCUGGUCAAAGUAUGUUCUGUAAUAAAGUCUCCACACAAUUGUCAGAUCUCCUGGAUCUUUGGAUUUCCUGGGACAUCAGUGAAGCAACAUGGUAUACCUCCCAGUGCGUCAUGUGUCAGGAUUGUAUCACCACUUUCUCCUCUCUCACCAGACAUUUAUGUCUCCACACAGACUUGGAGCGGAGUCAGCUGCUUGAGUUGCACUGAAAGUUGACUGUGUGGUUUACUCUCCAGUCCUCACACAGGAGAGCUGUUGUUCCAAAGCACUGUCUGUCUCAAACCUCUCCAUCAUCUGUCCAUUCAAGAAGUUCAAUUUAACCUUUGACCUGAUCACCAAAGAAGGCCCCUGCAGAGGAUUACUUCAAGUGUAAAAUUUGAAAUAAGUUCAAUGUGAAGAAUGUUCAGUGGGAUUGGUAUACAGAACAAAAAGCAGCGUACACUCCCAUAAAAACAACGUGUGAAUGACAAUACCAAUGCUGAAGGGUUAUGAAAUCAAUUGUUAUAUUUUGUGAGUUUUAAAACAAAUAAUUUUACUUAUACUGCUCACUUGUCUGAAAUUGAAUGUGGUUUUACUCAUCCCAUUUUGUUAAUUGUGGGAGCCCAUUUCCUCCAGUUCCU
Messenger RNA from Chiloscyllium plagiosum (whitespotted bambooshark), 3866 nucleotides. The record is from RefSeq and is a predicted model, not a curated record. NCBI's taxonomy places the organism in Eukaryota, Metazoa, Chordata, Chondrichthyes, Orectolobiformes, Hemiscylliidae.